AUGACUACAAAUUCACUUAUCCAAUUGCCGUUGGAGGUUUUAGCGAAUAUAGUGAUACAUUUAGAAUUAAAUGAUAUUCGUAACCUCAUGCUAACAUUUCCGACGGUAACAAGGAAUGAUAUACGAACAAAUGAUAUAUCAAGAUUUGUUGUUAGAGAUGGCGUCAUAGUAUGUGGUAAUAGAGAUGGAAAUGUUUCGGUGUAUGAAGUAAACAAAGAUAGACAAAAACCGAACUUAGUGAGCCAUAUAAAGAAUUGUCAUGAAAAUGGUAGCAUCGAAGUUUCAGCAGUUGAAAGAAUAUGCAACACCAUAGUGACAAUGUCACAAAAUACUCCUCUUAUAUGUUUUUGGAACUUUGAAGACUACAAAAGUCAUACAAACAAUAAAACAUAUCCAAAUUGGUCUUUUCCAGACAGUAUGAAAACCAUUGAAAUACCACACGCAAGAGGGUGCCGAUGUGUGGCUGUAAAUAAUUCUCGAGAUAAAUUGGCUAUUGGAUUGAACGGAAAUAGCAGACCUGUUAUAGUUGAUGUCAAUAUGAGAAUACCAAUAAUUCAUUCAGAAGAAACUAUAUGCUCACAACAUUUAACCAGAGACAUACAAUGGCAUGAUGAUAACAGUGUUGUCUUCGUUUCACAUUCUGGGAGACUUCAAAUGAUAGAUGUUAGAAGUAAUGAUUUGGCUUAUGAAACUACAGAUCCUUUCCUAUCAUCAUUAUUUUGUGUGAAAACUGAUUCUAACCACGCGGUGGUUGUUGGCUCAGCGGAAUAUUCUAGAUGCGUUCUAUUCGAUUUACGCUCCAAACAUCAUGUUCAGAUGUUUUUCACACAGAAAAAGUCGUCUUGUAUAUAUAGUUUAGACUUUGAUUCAACGAGGUUGAUAGCAGCUGCCGACCGUGGUGUCGCUGGUUUGAACUUUAAUGUAAAUCCCUCAACCACUCAGAUGCGGGACUACUCUCAGACCUUCGAAGUUAUUCAUGGAUGA
Danaus chrysippus (African queen) is the source of this 984-nucleotide messenger RNA. NCBI's taxonomy places the organism in Eukaryota, Metazoa, Arthropoda, Insecta, Lepidoptera, Nymphalidae. The record is from the annotation of a GenBank genome assembly.